Messenger RNA from Peronospora matthiolae, 714 nucleotides. The record is from the annotation of a GenBank genome assembly. Lineage: Eukaryota; Oomycota; Peronosporomycetes; Peronosporales; Peronosporaceae.
AUGAAUAUGUUGGAUGAUGAAGAUGACCAAAGCUUUCACGCUACGCGUGACGGCUACUCCCAUUUGAGCGAUGUCGAAUGGGAUGCGGUUGAACGAAUGGGUUCGACCAUGGGCAUCCAUGCUGUUAGCGUCAUGCUAGAGGCUCUCAAUAGAGAUGCCCAACAUGCUACUAUCGCCAAGUUCAUUCAAAAUGAACUUGACGCAGAACGCGAGAAAGUAGCCUUGCUUCACCAACAAGGUUCUCAACAAGCAGAGUUGUUGAGAGAACAGGGUGCUCAACAGUUUAAACUGUUGAAACAGCAGCAGGCUGCUGCUGGUGGGUCAAUGCACUCGCGUCGACACGAAACCUUGAAGAUUGACAUCUCCAAGUAUAGGGGAGUCGAAGAGGACUCCCUCUUGAGAUGGUUUGUCGAAUUGGAUGACGCCAUAAGGGCGCGUCGCAUCGACGACGGGGAUAUGCAAGUUGCAUUUGCUCAUUCAAAUCUGGCAGGACGUGCCAAGAUUUGGGCUUUGGGGCUCAAGUUGCAUGACCCAUAUGCGUUUGGGUCGUUGGAAGUCUUCAAGUCGUGGCUCAGACAAACGUUUGAACCGCCUAGAGCUGAGUUCAGAGCUCGAACCGAACUCUUGAAGCUCAAGCAGGGUAAGCGUGAUGCACGCUUACGCGCAACAUAUACGACAUCUUACGAGUUGUGUAAGUUCCAAUCCGGUGGAUGA